Molecule: messenger RNA, 1105 nt
Organism: Cannabis sativa
Lineage: Eukaryota; Viridiplantae; Streptophyta; Magnoliopsida; Rosales; Cannabaceae
Product: protein RALF-like 34
Exons: 1
Coding region: 420-800 (126 amino acids)
Source: RefSeq, a predicted model, not a curated record
AAAAUUGUGUUUUUUAUUAUUUGUUUUUGAUUAAAUCACAUUUCAGUUAUUGUCAGUACUUUAAGUAACAAUAAUCAAAUACAUAAGUUUGACGGGCCUCAAUCCAUCUAUACGAACAAAAUUUAAUCACAACCGUCAGAUCUAAAGUACAGCAAAGCUAAGAAAAAUCCAAACAAGGUCACAAGAAAACAAACAUAGGCUAGACCACAGGAGAUCCAACCCACUCUGAACAGAGGUACCGUAGACACGAUAAUCGAGUCACGCGUCAAUUCGGCCAUUAAUGUGUCACAGCUGUAGAAAAACCCAACCUUUAUCUCCUUCCUCCAUGUGAUCACUCUCUCUCUCUCUGCCAUAGAUCUUGGGCUUAAAGCUCAAAACCCUCAAUACCCAUUUGUUUCCCCUUGUUCUCUUCUUCUUAAAUGGCUGCUCUCAAGUUUCCGGUAGUGCUCUGUUUCGCCAUCGCCGCCGUAGUUUUGUUAUUCUCCGUCGAGGCCCAACUCGACGACACGAGCUUGAAGCUACUGACCGAUGCAUUCGAGUGGCCGACGACAAUGUCUCUCUACGACGAGUUAGCCGAGGCAGAAGACGGCACCGGCGAAGACGAUGGGUUCGUGGACCGUAGAUCUCUGUUCUGGAGGAACACCCACUACUACAUUUCGUACGGAGCAUUAUCGGCGAACAGAAUCCCGUGUCCACCACGCUCCGGUAGGUCUUACUACACCCAUAACUGCUUCAAAGCUAGAGGCCCAGUUCACCCUUACUCUAGAGGCUGUUCCUCAAUCAGCCGUUGCCGCCGCUGAUUAAGGUUUCGGGUCGGGUUUUGGAAACUCUUUGGUUGAGUUUUUUUGGUUACGUGGCAUCGUUUUAUUGGUUCAAGUGGACUCUUUUUUAAUGGUUCAAGUGUAUUUGGAUUUAAAUUAUGUGUUCACUCAUUAAUGUUAUGUUAAUGAGAAUAUAAUUCAUGUUCUUAUUAUAUCUUCUAGUUUUUUUUUUGUUAUAUAAUAUGUAUAUUAAUAUAUUUGCUGCCUAGAUUGAUGCAUUAUAGAUUUCAAUUUCAUGAGUUGUUUUAUUGUUUAUUGUCCCUAAUUAAGUUGUCUUUUUGCAA